Messenger RNA from Gigantopelta aegis, 8069 nucleotides. Its product is annotated as CAP-Gly domain-containing linker protein 1-like. Gene Ontology annotation, molecular function: microtubule plus-end binding. Lineage: Eukaryota; Metazoa; Mollusca; Gastropoda; Neomphalida; Peltospiridae. The transcript has 30 exons. The record is from RefSeq and is a predicted model, not a curated record. Gene Ontology annotation, biological process: cytoplasmic microtubule organization. Gene Ontology annotation, cellular component: microtubule plus-end; nucleus; cytoplasm. Bases 157 to 3951 code for a protein of 1264 amino acids.
CGCAUGCGCAGUUCAAAAGUGAUCUGACUCAUGAAUCUUACUGAUCCAAGACAACUUGGCAUCGUAAUUUUGGAAAAGAGUUUAUCAAACUUUUUACGCUGGUUAUGGAUUUAGUUGCAUCUUGAUCUCGAUAAGUGCAGCUGUUGACAGCACCGAAUGAGUCUCCCACGGCCCUCGGGGCUCAAAGCCCCGUCAAAGAUCGGGCGCCCCUCCGCCCUGCAAACCAGCAAGUCUGGCAUUCCGACCCCAGGGAACAGCAGGCCCUCAAGUGCAUUAGGCAAAACUAGCAGAGCUGAUGCAAUUACGACUGGCCAGGCUGACCGGUAUGCUGCCGAACACUCUAUUCCUCAUGUACAUUUACGAGGUCCUGAACCACUUGGAACAGAUGACUACAAGAUUGGAGACCGGGUAUGGGUGGGGGGCACCAAACCAGGUGUUAUUGCCUUCAUUGGAGAGACUCAGUUUGCUCCGGGGGAGUGGGCUGGUGUCGCCCUCGACGAACCUGUGGGUAAGAACGAUGGCGGUGUGGCCGGUAUCCACUACUUUCAGUGUGAACCCAACAAGGGUGUGUUCUCCCGCCUGUCCAAACUGACUCGCUCUCCGGGCGUGAUACCUCGUCCCGCACCCAAAUCGGAGGAUGCGUCUAUGGGAGACAGCCUCAACUCGUCAGUAACAACCAACCUCAGUCCCAUGAGUGCCUCCAACGGAACCUCGAAGACGAACACGCCCACAGCCAACAGGUCUCAGACUCCGAAGCUCGGACUGGCCGGGACCAGGUCCAAGUCCACGUCUGCUUCCAGUCUGGUGAAGGAGUCUCUUUCACCUGCCACUCUCCAGAAGGGAGGACUGCCCAGCAAGUACAGCCUCAAGGUUGGGGACAGAGUCUUGGUGAGCGGGACAAAGCCCGGGGUGUUGAGGUUCAUUGGACCAGCAGACUUUGCCAAGGGCGACUGGGCAGGGGUGGAACUUGAUGAUGCUCAGGGAAAGAACGAUGGGGCUGUGGCAGGAAAGAGGUACUUUGAGUGUCCAGCACACUACGGCCUCUUUGCUCCUCUCCACAAAGUGACCCGACUGGCGGGUACAGCACCCAGCUCACAGGUGCGUAACCUGGGCAACACGAGCCUGCGGAUGUCGCGAGAGCGGUCGGGGAGCCAGGACUCUAUCAGCUCUAUGAGUUCGACGGCGUCCACGGCUUCGCGGAGCCGGGUAAGAUUGGGCAUCACGUCCCUGUCGAACCAGGCUUCGAAAACUGGUCCGAGAACGGUAACACAUAACUUGAAUGCCACAGCUUCAGCAAUACAGAAAGCCCUCAAGGAAAAGGAGGAACACAUAGAACAGCUGCUGCAGGAGCGGGACCUCGAGCGGGCAGACGUCGCCAGGGCAGCAGCAAUGGUGGACGAGGCGGAGAGCCAGCUGGCGAUGGCGCGAUCCGACAGUGAGCGGUACCGGACGGACACCGAGGAACAGCUGGUCCGGCUACAGCAGUACAUCCAUGACCUGGAGCGAGACAAGAAGGAGCUGGAGACGCAGCUCGAAGAUCACAGAAGGAAGAUUGAAGAUCUUCAGUUCCAGGUUGAGGAGGAGGAGAUGACUAAGGAUGAUUUGGAGCAUGAAACGAGUCGCACAGCUGAUGACAUCGCUCGGAUCCGAGAGCUCGAACGGAGUCUGAAGAAAGAGAAGGAGAGAGCAGAUAAACUGGAAGAAGAGGUGUCAACACUGCAGAAAACUGUUGAGAAGCUGCAGAUGCGACUGAAGACAUCUAAUGAGGACCAGACGGGCUACCUAGACCAGAUUGAAGAACUCACCUACCAGCUGACAACCGCUGAGAACAAGAUCAAGACCUACGAUAUGAGCAGACUCGAGGAGGGAGCAAAGACGAGCCAGGUGAGCAUGGAGUUGGAGGAGAAGUCGGGGCGAGUGUCUGAGCUGGAGGAGCUGACUGCCAAACAGGCCACACAGAUGAGACAGCUGGAGGACAAGCUGGCCGAGCUGCAACAAGAAUUGAAAGACAAUGAAACAAAGAAACAGAAAUUGCAGAACAAUUUUGAGGAACUGAAUCAGAAACUACAGCUCAAUGAGUCGGGACAUAAUAAAAUUGCCGAGGAACUCAGAAGCCUAAAAUCCAAUAAAACAGAAUUGCAACAUGAACUGGACACAAGUAAACAGAAAGUUCGCGAACUCUCGGAUGAUCGUGAAAAGCUGGAGCGACAGAUGGCCGACCUGAUGAAAAACUCAGGCGAUAGCUCUAAUCAGCUUUCCAUGAUGAACGAACAAGUUCUCGAAAAAAAUAGAAAAGUCGAGGAACUACAAAAAGACUUGUCCAGUUCUACUCAAAAAAUUGCAAAACUUAACAAUGAUCUAGAGAGGUUGGAGCAGGAGAAGGAGAGAGAGGUGGGGGAGAUUGUAAAUAAACAUAAUGGUGAAGUUAGUGUUCUCAAAGGACAAUUAGAUGAUAUGCAAACAGAACUUAGUCGGACGAAGUCCAAAAUUUCUAAACUUUCUGAAGACUUUGACAAGGAGAAAACUAUUUUUGUACAAAGAAAAGACUCUGAAAUAGAGGAGUUAAAAAAACAUUUAUCAAGCAAGGAGGCCGAGUUGAACAAGCAGGAGUUACAGACACAGGCACACAAACAGGUUCUAGACCAAAUCACCCUCGACAAGGAGGCACUCAAGUUUGAGAAGGAGAAGGUGGAGAAGGCGUUGAAGCGGGUGGAGACGGAGAAGGACGCGAUCAACACGGAACUCAUCCAGUUGCGUGUCCAUCUCACCAAGCUGCAGGGCGACGUCCAGCAGGCCAACAUCCACAGGGACACCAUGGAGGAAAAACUGAACGUCGCCCACGACAAACUCGAGUCAGAGGCCAUCGCAGCCAAGGAGAUUGUGAAGCAGUGCGAGGCGUUGAGGUCUGACAAGGAGAAGAUGGCAGAGGAGCGAGACAACCUGCAGCAGGAGGCGCUCACUAACAAGGCCGAGCUGCAGCAAAGAGACAUUCAAAUAGAACAGCUCAAAAAAGAGGUGGAGAAACUGCGUUCCCAGACGUCCAAACAACAAGAUGUGUUGAUGAAGAAGUCCAUCAAGGAAGAGGAUAACUCCACACUCAGCAAGGACCUAGAGGCGGCCAAGCUGAUGGUGACUGAGCUACAGAAGGCUCUCACUCAGAGUCAGUCGGACGGGGCCGCCAUGAAGGCGGAACUCGAGUACUCCAAACUCGUGCUCGAAGACCGCAAGAAGUUUGAGGAGCAGAACAAGAAGCUUCUUGACCAGAUGGAGCAGCUCCGCAAGAGUCACAGUAAUGAAGUGAAGUCGUUAGAAGGUGACAAGAAAUCUAUGCAGAUGUCGCUGGACAAUUUCCAACAUGAGCUCAAUCAACAGCUGCAGCAGUUAACCGAAUACAAACAUAAGGUCAAUGAUCUAGAGAAUGAAAACGUAUCUCUGUCAGGAUGUAAACUGUCUCUUGCCGAGCUGGAGAAAGCAAAGGAACGUCAGAAGAACGAAUUAACGGACAGAAUUCACAAGCUGGAGUCCGAGGCACUUGAAAUAAGAAAUAAUGCCAAUAACAUAGAUACAUCAGGUGAUUCGGACCUAUCUAAGUCAUUGUCAGAAAAGGAACAGCAGAUUGCCUUCCUCAACUCGGUGAUAGGAGACAUGCAGAGAAAGCACGAAGAGAUGAAGAUUCGUCUUGAAGCCAUGGAAACGGGUGUGGUCAACGGUGGCGGUGAUGUCAUGAUGGACACAUCACCGGUGAGACAGAGAGCAGCACCAAGGUUGUUCUGUGAUAUCUGUGACGUGUUUGAUCUUCAUGACACAGAUGACUGUCCCAAACAGGCCAUGUCGGACGAUGUGCCACCGACCCAGUACCACGGCGACAAGAACCAGAUCAGACCCUACUGUGAUACCUGUGAAAUGUUUGGACACUGGACUGACGAGUGUGACGAUGAACAAACGUUCUGAAGCAAGUCCUGCCUCUCUGUGAUGUCUCAAUCCCGUUCCAUCUCGCUGUUCAUUCCAUGUUUUCAUGCACGGCAUGUCUUGUUUGACUGGUGAUGGUCACUUGAUAUCAUUACGUCAUGCUUCGUGGAUGUAACCAUUUGACUUGCCUCUAAGCAUCAUUCCAGUUUGUGUAACUCGACUCCUUAAAUCUCAGUUAACCCUUUUCAGACUGGCGGAACUGUUGCCUUGAAGCAGUCUGUGUUGGUUUUUUAGGGGUAAAAAUGUCAUUGCACCCUGGAGAAAGACUGAGCAUGAACAGUUCAUGGAAAGUUAGCAGUUGGAGGGUUUAUCUUGACAAUGAUAUAUGGAUAGUUACUUUUUUUUUUUUUAAAUGUCAGCGACUAUCAGUUAAAUGGCCACCAAUGACUUCGCAUUAAGUAGCUGAUGAUCAUCUGAUCGGAAUAUAAAUGGUAAUAAAUACUUGCAUACAGUAGUGACAAAAAUACAGGUAUUUGAAAUUUAAAAAAUUGGCUUUAAUUUGUCGUCUUGAAAAUGCCCAGUAGCACAUUUAUUUUUCAUAUCCUGUUUUUGCUUAAGGAUUAUGUUAUAUUGUAGUCCUUGCAUGUGGAAGACAUGUUGAUCUUUCACAUCAUGGGUACAAAUAGUUGCAUAAAUUGCCUGCUAAAACAAAACUUGUAAAUGCUAUAAAAAUAAGCAUAAUGAGAAAAAGAAUCAUUGUUGAUAAUUACGAUGUUCUUAGUUACGAAGAUGUUCCUGGUUAGGAUCAAGUGCCAAAGAUUGUUGUUUGCUCGUUAGAAGUAGCAGUGGUGGCCAUACACAUGUCAAACUAAACUGUCCCAUGGUUUGCAGUGAUAACUGAGUUUUAAAAGCAUUUGUCAGCUGUUUGUCUGCCAAAUACGGUAUGAACAUGUCAAGUUGGUGACUGUUGUGUUCAGGAAGAAAUUGCUAAAUGAACAGAUUGCAAUGAUAUGUGUUUUUUUGUCUUGCCUUUAUGAAGAAACUAAUCAAGAUACAGGUAUUACGUUUCAGUGGUGCUGUCGGCUACAACAUCAAGACUAGUGUUGUGUCUAGCUCCAUCUCUCACAAACUAAAAGUUGUAAAUCAAUGGAACUUGAUUUAUAGUUGCUCCUAUGGAUUUUCAUUACAAUGCAUGUAAAAAAAUAACUUUAUAAAUUAUUAAAUUAAAAGACUAUGGAUGCAUCUGUUGGUGACAUUGAAUAAGUUUAUGGUAGAUGAGACAUUUAAUUCUAAUGGGUUUUUGGGUGGGUUUUUUUAACUCCACACUGACUCCAGAUGGAAAGUAACUGUGGUCUAGUGGUGAUUACUACUGGUCUCCUAAACACGAUAUCUCAGGGUUACUUCUCAUUUUUAGAUUGUGUAUCCUUUGUAAACCACAUGAGAAGCAGUUAUGUCAAAACCUGCAAACUAUAUAUUAUAAAUACCUCUUAAUAGGUUUUCUAAUUUGUUGGUCCAGAUACCUUACAAAAUACUAAUUAGUUAAUUGCAGAAUAAAAAGUUUGACUUUGUUUUCAUUUCUGUUAGUAAAAGUAAUAUUAAUAUGGGCAUUAGUAAAAUGAGUAAAAUCCCUUUGGUGGUAUUCAAACUUUCAGCAUUAGAGGCCAAUUAUUAUGAUUUUUUUUUUUUUUUUUUUAUAAUUUACAUUUAGAAAGUAUGUUCUGACAAAUAAGAUCUAAUUGUCUGUAUUGUUGUUUACUGCCCUGCUUUGUUGUACACAGAUUGUAAUGAACAUUGUUUGCAAAAGUAGAUCUGUCGAGAAGGAUUUUAGAAACAUUCUGAACUACUGAUACACUUGCCAGUCGUUCAGUGUAUUCAAGGUGUGCUACAGUUUUGGACAAACACAAAUUAUACAUGUACCCAACACAAAUCAUUUCUCAUUUACAUCUUCAUCUUUGUGAGCUUUGUGUCUGAAAAGUUAACAACUUAACCAAGUCUUGUUCACUCGACCUCCUUGUGAUAUGACUUACUGCAUUCCCUUGAUAAAAUACCCUGGCUACAGCAAAUUGGUAGGAUUGGAAUUUAAAACAAUUUGUUACAGUCUUGUUUGAGUGACGUUAUCAUCCCACAGUCAAACAUGAUCCAACUCUUUUUAUAUGCUUGUCUUAGUGUCUUGCUCAUUUUAAACAGGGUCUUCUUUUAAUGAGAUUAAAUGUGCAUAUCUUUGAUAUGUAAGAUAUGCAUGUUCUUUAUGAGUACUGUUUGUAGGGAAAUAAUAUGCAUUCAAUUUUCUCUGUGUUUUUUCUUCCUGGUAUCAUUUUGAGUUUUUUUAAAUGAGAGAUUCAACAUGUUUUGAUCUAACCCACAUGUACAAUAAUAACUAAUUUAGUGCUUUCAUGCACAACUUGAAAGUAAUUUGUCUCUUCUUUUUUUAUGAGCAAUGAAGAAUUUCACUUUCCCCAAAUUAUUAUUGUUAUUAUUAUUAUUAUUAUUCAAUAUAAACUGCAAGAUAACAUUAGCUCAUUCUGAAAUAUGGAGACAUUAAUAUUUUAGAUAGAUAAAACUUCGACAAUAGCCAAAUGGCAUUGGUCAUCAAGCUAUGAUAAGUGGAACUAUAUAAAAAAAAAGCUUAUUCCAAUUAAACUGUUCUUAUGGGAUAUGAAAAUGAGCACAGAUUAUAGUCUAAAUAUGCUGCAUCAGUCUUCCAGUAAAAUUUUAUGAAAAAUAAAAUGUAUGAGAUUUUUUACAGAACUUGCACAGGACAAAAACUAGUAUGAGUUGUGCAAAGCAGUAUGUUAUGUAUGCUGUGUAUCCGUAUAUUAUGUCUGUGUACCCAUGAAGUGCAUUAUUCUCCACAGGUUAAUUUAUUGGAUAUAGAGUAGAAAAUAAAUGGUUUUCUCCUUGUCAAAGAAUUCAUAUGAACUGAAUGUACAUAAUUAUAUAUAAAAAUCUGUUUGCAUUUAUCAUCAUCAUCAUUAAUUUGAAUUUUCCAUCACUUCUAGUAUUAUUAAUAACCCAUACCUUUUAUAUAUCUAUGCAUCCAUUUAUCCCAGUGAAAAAUGGUUGAAUUUAUUGAGAAAUUAUCGUUAAAUUGAUAUGCAUUAGACUUUUAGCAAAUGCAUUAUGCAUCUUUUAUAAUCUGCGAAGAAAUGGUGGAAAGUUUUUAUGUAUGGGUGUCCGCACAUGUAUUUUAGCUGUAGAAAUGUAGUGUUUUUAGCAGGGUCUCUGGAACUGUGACGAGACUGGACUGUGGAGUGUGAGAGAUUUUAAACAUUGCAGUGUGAAGCACGAUUUUACAGUUAAUGUGUUGAAUAUACCACUUACUAUCGUAAAUUAUUAUAAACUAAUUUGUAUAGAUAUUUCCUUUUCUUGAAUUUUUUUUUUUUAUAUAACAUGGAAGAUGCAAAACAACAAAUGGAGAUACCAGUACAUAAUAUAAAAUAAUUUCAGCCAACUGAUUAUAAUUUGUUACAGUGGUUAUCAAGUUUGCUAUUUGGUUAUUGAGCCUAGUUCUUCAUCGUUCCUUCUAACCAUUAUGAGAUUUGAAUUGUAAAAUUGUGCUCAAAUGUCUUGAAAUGCAUGAGCUCCUCAAACAAUCAAACAAUUAUAUUUAAACAUGAUUUAUAUGUUUAAUAAAGCUUACAUACAUGUACAUCUUUUGGGUCUCUCAAAUAUUCUAAAAGUAUGUUUAUUUUUUAAAAUUGGUUGGCAUGGUUACAAGACAUUUUCUGGUAACAAUAUGGAGAGUAAAACAUGGUUUUCUCAACACACAUUUAAAUGACAAAACUAAUCAUAUUUCAGAUUGUAUCGCUGUACAAAGCAGUCAAAGAAAUGUUUUAACAAAUGUGUGAUUUAAUUUUUUUAAUUUUACCUCCACACCCUUUUCCAGUCUCUAAACACAUUUCAGUUCUGUAGCCCAUUUCAGUAGUGUUAGUUUCCCAACUCAUAGUGCCUACAGCCUCUGUCAGUUUGUUAACAAGUGAUAUAGUUUGACAUGCUACCGUUUUGUUUGUGUAAACCCCCCUGUACAAAUAUAGACCUAUAUUUAUUAAUAUAUUCCUUGUACAUUAAACUAACAUCCUGCUUUGUUUUACCAUUGAUUUGUCUAUUGUAAUGAUCAGUACAUGAUGUUUUAUCAUGUUGAAUACAAUAUAUAACACUUU